UGAGCCUGCAGCAGCAGCAGCAGCAGCAGCAGCUCGGUGCGUCUGUCUGCAGCUCAACACUCUUCCAUGUUCUAGCCACCACAACUAUGAGUACAAACUCCUCAACAGCUCUCCACUCCUGGAUCUAUCUUCACUUAUACUCAGAAUAGUGUUUUUUUUUUAUUUGUUUGUUUGUUUUUUUAGGUCAUUACGCAUGUUUUACGCAUGUGCGUAAUUUGGAGAGGAUUGUGGAGGAGGCGCCACUUUGGAGUGACAAUAUGCGCCUCUGCUGGGAUAUGAACCUGAAGGCUUAUGGAAUAUAGCCCGGUGUGUCACAGCCUGUAUGCUCUCUGGUGCAGCAACGUGAAGAAGAAGCUACUCCUGCUCAGCAUCAUGUUUUUAAUCUGGGUUUACAUGCUGUACUCCUGCGUGGGCUACUGCUCCACCAUGCCCAGUCUGGUGGUGAGGACAGAGAGCAGCAGCAGGACGGAUCUGGUGUCCAGACUGCUCGCCAAGCAGCAGCCCUGGGAGGAUAUAGAGAGCGACUACGAGGAGCCGUCCAUCAGGACAGCUGCGUCCAGAGACCUGCUCGAUAACGAGCUGGACAGAGGAGCAGAGGACUGGGAGGAAGAGGAAGAUGAGAAGCUGAAGCAGCAGCAGAGAGCUCCGGAGCCAAGCGCCAUGUCCAGCUUCUCCAACGGAUCCGGGAGCAAGAAGCUGCCGCAGGCUCUCAUCAUCGGGGUGAAGAAAGGAGGCACCCGGGCUCUGCUGGAGUUCCUCCGGGUUCAUCCGGACAUCAGAGCCGUGGGAGCAGAGCCGCACUUCUUCGACCGCAACUAUGACAACGGACUGGAGUGGUACAGGGAGCUGAUGCCCAAAACCCUGGAGGGCCAGAUCACCAUGGAGAAAACCCCCAGCUACUUUGUGACCAGAGAGGCUCCAGCCAGGAUAUCCGCCAUGUCCCGGGACACCAAGCUGAUCGUGGUGGUGAGGGACCCCGUCACCAGGGCCAUCUCGGACUACACGCAGACGCUGUCCAAGAAGCCCGACAUUCCCUCGUUCGAGAGCCUCACCUUCAAAAACAGGACUACGGGGCUCAUCGACACCUCGUGGAGCGCCAUCCAGAUCGGCAUCUACGCCAAGCACCUGGACAACUGGCUGCAGUACUUCCCCAUGGAGCAGAUCCUGUUCGUGAGCGGCGAGCGGCUGAUCAGCGACCCAGCCGGAGAGCUGGGCCGCGUGCAGGACUUCCUGGGGCUCAAGAGGAUCAUCACAGACAAACACUUUUACUUCAACCAGACCAAGGGUUUCCCGUGCCUCAAGAAGGCCGAGGGCAGCAGCAAGCCCCACUGCCUGGGCAAAACCAAAGGGAGGACCCAUCCCAACAUUGACCCUGAGGUGGUGCAGAGGCUACGGGACUUCUACCGGCCCUUCAACAUGAAGUUCUACCAGAUGACGGGACAUAACUUUGGUUGGGAUUGAUGUGAAACUCAUAAAAGACAUUUUUUUUUUUGUUAAUUUGUCGAGAAGUUAUUUUUUUUUCCUCUGUAAUUCAAUGGCAAGAUGUGGAGAUAUUGCUAUAUAUAUGUAAAAUGUACAGAAAUCUAUUUUAUAAUAAUUUAUUUUUAUUUCUAAGCAAUUAAUUCACUAAGCUGCCUAACCAUAUUUGUACAUAACAUCUGGCCCACAUGUUGUUUUUAACAUUCCUCAUUUUAAUUUUUACGCUCCUCCCUCGCGGUCCUGUAAACUCAGCGGAUUUACCGGUGCUUCGUAAUGCAGAUAAUCAGCGACGACUGAAGUAGAAAUUAGGGUGGAAAAUGUAAAAGCACCAUAAUACGGGUACAGAGUGCUCACAGAGAAGUGGAGAACACCUAACCACGUUGCAUCCUCAUUUACCUUUUAUCCUUUUCAAACCCUCUCAUUCUUCUAUAACGCGUUUCACUGCAACACAGUUAUCUACAAUCCAAUUUUCCUGCACUGGCGCAGGCCUGAGCUGCAGAUCUCAUGUCCCCGUCCACUCAAUAACAGUUAGAUCAAUAGGCCUAAUUGAUCCUCAUUGUGUCACUCAUGCUUAAAGUAUACAGCUGCCCUUUCAUUCUCAGUGCUCCUGCUGCCUGCUCUAAUGAAUGGCCCAUCCAUCAAACGUUAAAUCCUAUCCCGGACCACAUAAGGGCCCAUGUUAACAUUAUGCUAAUCGGGUAAAGGUAACUGGCAGAUCGAUCGAGCCUCCGCUCUCUAACUCCCCCAUUAGAAGCAGUGUUGGCUCAGAGCCAGCCUCUUGCCCUAUCCGCGCAGUUCAAAGGUCACACAAAGUCUCAAUCAAAUUUCCUUGAGAGGCAUUUGAUUUGUUGGAGGAGAGCGGAGCCGGAGCACCGAGGGUCAGGGCGGGUGUGUGCUUUGUUUUCACGGUAAAAAAAAAAGAAAUCUUUGCGUGAGGUAGCGGAGGCUUAUCUGUCAGGAAUCGAGCGUAAAGAUGGAAAAGAUGACAGGCAAACAACAACUUCGCCUCGCUGAAAUCUUCAAACGCAAGUCCACCAGGCCCCAUCUCAGAUCCCAGAGAUCAAAUGAAGAGGAAAGGUUUUUGUGAAGCACUCUCAGCACAGCAAGAACUGCCUCAGGCAGAGGGACGGGGGUUCGACCUCUCUGGUGUCGUCAGAAAACCUCAUGUGCCAUCGUCCAUGGCCUAUAUACUUUAUGCCUUAUUCACUCUCAUCAUCCUCACACGUCUCACAAUCUCAACUCUCUACUUGUUGCCAAAAAAAACAAAAAAACCCUCUGGGUUGAUAUCACACAGCUUGAGUCGCUAUCUCUGCUUUUCCCCCUGCAUCGCUUCUUUUUGUUUUUUGUUUUUUUUCUGUCUUUCUACUUGAAUUCUUGAUAUGCAAGAGGGAGAAAACGCGUAGUUAUCAUUCUUUGAUGCGCUGCCCCAUCUCUCUGCAGCGGCUAUUAUAAGGGCACAGGGAGGGAGGCGGGCCGUGCUAUGCUAUGUUACGCUGUGCUACGCUAUGCUAUGCAUGCUCAAUGUGGUGAAAAUGCAGGGAUAAUGGGAAUUAGCAUCCAGAGGAGGGCUAAGCAGAGCCCAGGACUGAAUGUACACAACCUAUCCUCACACUAAAAAGACCCUCAAAUCGAUUUUUAAAGGUCAGAUUGUCACUCAGUUUUUAGUUAAAAGUUACAUUUGAUUGUCCCUUGUGAAGAAAAUGUUGUGCCUCUUUAACCAAUACAACACAGUUAGCCUGCUCCUGUCAUUAAGACAGAGAGAAUGACCCCAAUUCAGCUGUUUCUCUUAUUUUCCAGUUGCUGCCGGGUUUAGUCUCAAACCAGUGGUUGGUAGCAGAGGAGAUGGAGGCUUCUCCGAGUGAGAAUUCAUCCCAUCUUCUCUCCUUAGUGCAAUGUUUGAUUAUUAAAAAAAGCAUUUAUGAUGACCUCUGACAUCCUGGAAGGAACGCCCCUGUUAAUUGAUGGAGAACUGCAUUUGAAUUCAAGUUCAUGUAACUGAGGGAAUAUCUGAAAAAACAAACAACUGGCACUCAUGGGUUUACUCCGUGUUGCUGCAUCGGUUACGGUUGAGUUUUAUUCAACCUGUUUUGAGAUCUAAAAAAAAAAAAAUGUUAAAAAUGUUUGUCUUACCCACAUACUAUAAUAUGUAUUUAGACUAGCAGAUCUGUAUGUACAAAAAUGAAAAAGACAUGUAAAUCAAGUAUUUUGUGGUAUGUACAUCAAAGGAAUUAAUUUUACACAAUGCAAAAGCAAAAUGGAACAGAUGUUUCUAGAUGAUUAAAUACUGAACAUUCAAAAUAUUUCUUUGUAUGAAGAAAUAAAUAAAAAAGUAUAUAUUUUACCAAA
This is a messenger RNA of Sebastes umbrosus (honeycomb rockfish), 3825 nucleotides long. It is a transcript of the gene hs3st3b1b, whose product is annotated as heparan sulfate (glucosamine) 3-O-sulfotransferase 3B1b. The record is from RefSeq and is a predicted model, not a curated record. Lineage: Eukaryota; Metazoa; Chordata; Actinopteri; Perciformes; Sebastidae. The transcript is spliced from 2 exons. The coding region runs from base 292 to 1461 and encodes 389 amino acids. Gene Ontology annotation, molecular function: [heparan sulfate]-glucosamine 3-sulfotransferase activity.